Molecule: messenger RNA, 1629 nt
Organism: Phoenix dactylifera (date palm)
Lineage: Eukaryota; Viridiplantae; Streptophyta; Magnoliopsida; Arecales; Arecaceae
Product: B-box type zinc finger protein with CCT domain-containing protein
Molecular function (GO): zinc ion binding; protein binding
Source: RefSeq, a predicted model, not a curated record
CCUAUCCGGUCUCCUCCCCUUAUUUACUUCGCUUCUUCCCCACCGCCCAUCCCACUCCCCUUCCCCCGUCCUCCCAAGAAAUGGGCCAAGUGGAAGCCGCCAAAGCCGUGGACAAAGUAGAACGAGACGAAGGAAGAGAAGGAGAAGAGGAGGAGAAGAGGAAGGAGGACAGCUGCGACUUCUGCGGCGAGGCGAAGGCCCUGGUCUACUGCCGGGCGGACGCGGCGAGGCUCUGCCUCCGCUGCGACCGCCAGGUCCACGCAGCCAACUCCGUCUGCUCGCGCCACCCCCGCUCCCUCCUCUGCGACACCUGCCGCGCCGCCGCCGCCUCCAUCUUCUGCCCCUCCCACCGCAGCCUCCUCUGCUCCAACUGCGAUUUCGAUGCCCACCGGGGCGGCGGAGUCGUCCACCAGGACCGCCGCCCGGUCGAGAGCUUCUCCGGGUGCCCGACGGCGGCGGAGCUUGUUGCGGUUCUUGGCGUCGGCGAGGAUGUGAAGUCGGUGGUGGAGGGCACGGGGGAUGAUGGAGGCGGCGGGUGGUUGGUGGAUGACGGAUGGAUGUGGGAGAUGCCGCCGGUGUUCAGUCUCGACGAUCUUAUCGUGCCGACUACUUCUUGCCAUGGCUUCCAAGCUACAGGGAUUCCGCCUUUACCCAAGCACCGAAAUUCAACUUGUGGAAAACAUAAGGAAGAGAUAGUCCGACAGCUUCAUGAACUUAUUAAGUCUGAAAACCGCAUGAUAAAUGAUCAUGACGAGCUUGAACAAGUUAUGAAAUUCCAGACCCUGGUACCACAGCAAAAUUUUCAACUGGGCAAUUUGCAUUCUGAUGUUGCUCAUGAUGGAACAUGCAUAGCUGUACCUGCUUGCGAGUUCCAGGAUAAUGCACCUCAGUGGACAACUGAUAAAUUGGCAGCAGUAUUUCCUGUUGAGCAAGAUAUAGGAGACUCCUCUAUGGUAAACUUGUUAUCUGUUGAUGAGACUACAGACAAUCAAGCAAAUGCAAAUAAAGCCAGUGUUGCUGACAGUGACACAGGGCAUACUGUCAUUAGACAAAACAUACCAUCAUUACCACUCAAAAGUGGCAAUGAGCUUGCUUUUGUCAACCGUGACUCUGUUAUCUCACGGUACAAGAAGAAGAGAGAGACGAGGAGAUAUGAUAAACUUAUACGGUAUGAAUCACGGAAGAUUCGGGCCGAUACAAGGAUGAGGAUCAAAGGGCGGUUUGCUAAGGCAAAUCAAGUCACACAAUUGGAAACAGAUCAAACACCGAAGCUAGGAGAUUAAUCUGUACACUAGCACAACUCUCGCUGGUUCUAUAGUCAACUCCCAACCCAGUCAUCUUGCAAGAGUUACAAUGUGAACUAGCUUAUAGGCACUAUUGUGAUGGUGGUUGAUUGUCUCAUGCAGGCACUAUGAUCCGUCAUGUGGCUAAGAUGUGUUAAAUAUGUUAUAUAUUAAAAUGUAGAAUGAUGCUUAUAGCUAAGAGCUGGUUGCUGUAAUUAGAAGAACAACAUUUUUUUUUCCUGGUGGAGAAUAACGUUGUUCCUAGAAGUGAGAUUAUCCAAACUUUCAUGUAAUGUAAUUCCACUUACCUUUUUGUUAUAUAAAAUAGUAUUGUGCUUUACUGAAA